CAACUUUGAACCAGCUUUGUUGCCCACCUCUAACCAUGGCCAUUUCUCGCUUAACGUCGUCGUCCCCAUUGGUCUGCAAAAUCAGAAACGGCAUCACUGAACCCUCCUCAUCUUUUCCUACUUGUGUUCGAUUCUGCUGUCCAAAACAAUUUUCUUGCUUGCUCGUCCUCUCUACGUCCUCUUCCUCUCUCCUCUGGCACACUACGACCACCAAUCACUCUAAUAAAACUAGGCACACCUCCGUCUUAGCAGUCGCCCAAGAAGAACAAUUGGUCGCAACUAUCCCCGCAGAUAAAAUGAACAGCGAGGAAGUUUGGGCAUCCAGGAAUAUAUUGACAUGCUGCCAACUCUAUGUUUGUAAUCUUCCAAGAAGCUUUGGCAUAACUGAGCUUCACGAUAUGUUCAAACCUCAUGGUACCAUCCAAUCUGUUGAGGUUUCACGCAAUGCCGAAACGGGCAUAAGUCGCGGAUGUGGUUAUGUCACCAUGAGCUCAGUUGAUGAAGCCAAAGCUGCAAUUACUUCUUUGGAUGGCUCUGAUGUUGGCGGUCGUGAAAUGCGGAUUAUAUUUUCCACUGACAUGGAUAUUGCUAAAAGAGACCUCGGGAAAUUCAAUACGGCAUCCAAGAAAAAAUUGAUUUUUGAGAGCCCUUACAAAAUUUAUGCUGGCAAUAUUGCCUGGUCUGUCAAGCCUGAGGAUUUGAGAAACCUUUUUAGCCAGUUUGGGACUGUAGUUAGUGCUAGAGUACUGUAUGACCGUAAAGCUGGUAAGAACCGUGUGUAUGGAUUCCUUUCCUUUUCAUCAGCUGCAGAACGCGAGGCUGCCAUGUCGUUGGAUGGAACAGAUUUCUGUGGCAGAAUGCUACUAGUUAGAGAAGUCUUCAACAAGAAUGAAACUUGAUUCAGAGUUCACAUGUUUCUUCUUCAGCUGUGAGAAGUUUCUUACAAGAUUUUUAAGUGAGGUAGUAUGGAGAAUUUUCCUUCUGCUGGGACAAUAACCAAAGGAACAGGUAUCUCACCCACACAUCCUUUGGUUCUGCAAUACAAUAUGUUGGAAAGUUCCAUUAUCAGUUUUAAAUUUUAAUGACGGUUUUUACAUUCUACCAGUCCAAUUUUUUCAAGUAAUGUGCAAUUAGUGUCAAUUUUGGCUGUUUCAGACAUCCUAUUUAGACAUCUUAACUUCUAAGUUUCCUUUACUUGUGAUCUGUGAACUCGAAUAUAAUUGGUUAUAUGUACCAUCUGUCAGUUACUGUAGUG
Ilex paraguariensis (yerba mate) is the source of this 1255-nucleotide messenger RNA. NCBI's taxonomy places the organism in Eukaryota, Viridiplantae, Streptophyta, Magnoliopsida, Aquifoliales, Aquifoliaceae. The record is from the annotation of a GenBank genome assembly.